AAUAGUAGCGAUGUCUGUUGUCUGUGUAAGUAAAAGAUCACAAAAACAUACCAAAAAGAAGAAUUAGAUUGAGGUUAUGUUUAUGUUACUUUUUUGUUUAUGAUUUCUUGUUAUAAGUGUAAUAGUGUAUUUUUUACGGUUUCGCUUAUUGUACAAUGAAAGGACAUCAAGAGAAAAUUGAAGAAUUACAGUCACAUUUUAAAACCCAUAACAAAUACAAAGAAUACGUUGGUCAUUCGUCAAAAGUCCAUUCCGUUGGUUGGAGUUGUGAUGGAAAGAGAUUAGCUUCUGGUUCUUUCGAUAAAUCAGUUUGUGUUUACACUUUGGACAGAGAUAGACUGAACAAGGAGCAUACAUUUAAGGGCCAUAGUGGCUCUGUAGACCAACUUUGCUGGCAUCAAACUCAUGCGGAUCUUCUCAGCACAGCAAGCGGAGAUAAAUCCGUAAGGAUUUGGGACACUAGAGUACAAAAAUGUGUUACCACUAUAAGUACAAAAGGAGAAAACAUUAACAUAACGUGGUCUCCAAAUGGUAAUGCAAUAGCUGUAGGUAAUAAGGAAGAUUUAGUUACUUUUAUUGACGCUCGAACUUACAAAAUAGAAGCAGAGGAGCAGUUUAAUUUUGAAGUUAAUGAAAUAUCUUGGAAUAAUACCAGUGAUCUCUUCUUUUUGACAAAUGGACAGGGUUGUGUCCAUAUUUUAAGUUAUCCUGAUUUGAAAAAACAACAUAUUUUGAAAGCACAUCCAGGCACUUGUAUUUGUAUAGAAUUUGACCCAACAGGGAAGUACUUUGCUACAGGAAGUGCUGAUGCAUUGGUUUCAUUAUGGAAUAUCAAUGAACUUGCUUGCCAAAGAGUUUUUACGAGAAUGGAUUGGCCAGUUAGAACAAUUUCCUUCAGUCACGAUGGUCAACUUCUGGCUUCAGCUUCUGAAGAUUUGAUAAUAGACAUUGGCUUUGUUGAAAGUGGUGAUAAAAUAGCCGAUAUCUCAGUUGAGGCUGCUACAUUUACUGUGGCUUGGCAUCCAUCUCUUUAUCUUUUGGCAUAUGCCUGUGAUGAUAAGGACAGUUAUGACAGGAAGAGAGAUGCUGGUAGUUUAAAAGUUUGGGGAUUUCCUAUUGACUAAUAUUGCAUAAGUCGUCUUUA
This is a messenger RNA of Psylliodes chrysocephalus, 1144 nucleotides long. NCBI's taxonomy places the organism in Eukaryota, Metazoa, Arthropoda, Insecta, Coleoptera, Chrysomelidae. The record is from the annotation of a GenBank genome assembly.